Messenger RNA from Rubroshorea leprosula, 1141 nucleotides. The record is from the annotation of a GenBank genome assembly. NCBI's taxonomy places the organism in Eukaryota, Viridiplantae, Streptophyta, Magnoliopsida, Malvales, Dipterocarpaceae.
GUUUUCAUUCAAAUUUCCUUUAGCUUAAGUGAAUCAAAGAUGCAUUAGAUUUUAGAUUUUCACGUAUGUAGUUAAACCACUGCAUAUGUUCUGAUAGAGUUUAUCUGCAUAAAUGAUUAAUUCCUUGACAAACUCUCAAAUGAAAACCUGCUUAGUGAUAAUAUUGAGCACUGGGCAGGCCUGAAUCAUUGGGAAUUGUUGUAGGCAUCAUCUUCUUGGUCUUGGCCAUCGUGUUCCAGUAUUUUAACUUCACGGCAGAUUCAAAUUGGCUUGUGGAAUACAAUGCAGCAUUGGCAUCUAUCUGCUUCGUGAUUUUGCUUGGAUUUGUAGAUGACGUUUUGGAUGUUCCUUGGAGAGUGAUGGAUCUAUAAAUUAUAUAUGGCACUUCUGGCAGUCUUCUGCACGAAUUCCAUUAGCAUUCAUACUGGUUUGAAUGGUCUUGAAGUUGGGCAAACAGUUGUCAUUGCAUUUUCUAUUUUGGUAAAUAAUAUCAUGCAAAUUGGAGCAUCUUCAGACCCUGAGUAUCAGCAGGCCCAUGCAUUCUCUAUUUAUCUUGUUCAACCCCUAUUGGCCACCUCCUUGGCUUUGCUUUCUUACAACUGGUAUCCUUCUUCCGCCUUUGUUGGUGAGACAUACACUGUCUUUGCUGGAAUGACGAUGGCUGUUGUCGGGAUUCUAGGACAUUAUAGUGAGACACUCCUGGUUUUCUUUCUUCCUCAAGUGUUGAACUUUCUUUUAUCAGUUCCUCAGGCUGUAGGAUGCUGCUUCUGUUUCCUCCUGAGGUACUUACUUGCUGGUUGGUAUAAAUAAGGCAGCGGCAUUAAAGAGCUGGAAAAUCUCAUCCUAAAAAACAUUUGAGUUGUACUUUCUAUACAUCCUUCGGUGGAAACAAAUGACCUGCGAUUUUGGACAUUGUUCGGGAGCGAAAACUGACAAUGGUAUUGAAGCAUUAAUGUACUUUUUGUGAGAUCACCAUGCGACUACAUCUUGUAUUUGUCUUAAUUUUUCUGUUCAGCUGUCUUUUUGACUCUUGGGCUACAUAAGAUUUGUGAAAAAAUGAAACCGUGGCUCAAUAUCAUUUGGACAGUAUUUAGAAUGCUAGUGUUAGAAAACAAGCUAGCACCCUGAGUUCCAACGUCUG